AUGGACUGUAAAGUUGCUGAAACUAUAUUAUUGUUUAAAAAUUUAAUUUUAGAUAUUAUGGAAGCAAAACAAGAUAUUCCUAAAAUUUUAAAGAAAUUUUUCAAUUUGUUGAAACACAGUAAAUUUGGCACAAUUAAAGAUAUCAAAUUAUUUGAUUCAAAAUUGAAAGAAUUUCAUAAGAAAGAAGUUACACCAGAAAAAAUUAAAUUGUUUUCAAAUGAUUCUUUUGCGGAAUUCAUAAUACAUACAUUUCAAAAGACUUCAUGUGAAAAAUUAUUUAAAGAUUUUGAUAAACAGAAUACAGCAAUUAUUACAGCUGUAGGUGCUAAUGUUCCAUUAUCUUUAGUUCCACCAGCAGACUUAUCCACGUUGGCGAUACUAUUGCCAACAAUGCUCUCCGCGACUAAUACGAAAUGUAUGUUAGUUAGUUUUUGUAAGUCAUCGAGAAGAAUUAAAUACUUCGGUUAUUAUAAAAAUCAUGAAAAGGUGGAAGCAUUAAAAUCAUACCUAUCAAAGAGACUCGUUACAUACGAACAUUUUAGAGACCGGUUUUUCAAAAAAAAAAAAAAAUCUUACCUUCGCCAGGACUAUUGUGAUAGGUUGAUGAAUCAUAUAAUGUCUAAAUCAACCAUUAGCUCUGCUCAAAGAAUUAUUUCCGGAAUAAUUAACUUGCUAGUACCGAUUCCUGGUUUCUCAUUUGUAUCUAAUAUGGCUACAUUUUCAUAUAAUUAUCCUAAUACAAUUAGUAUGAACUUAGAAGUUAAAUUAUGGGUGAAAAAUUGUAAAGAUAAAUUUGAUAAAAAAAAAUAA
Molecule: messenger RNA, 810 nt
Organism: Cinara cedri
Lineage: Eukaryota; Metazoa; Arthropoda; Insecta; Hemiptera; Aphididae
Source: the annotation of a GenBank genome assembly